Messenger RNA from Bursaphelenchus xylophilus (pine wood nematode), 2633 nucleotides. The record is from the annotation of a GenBank genome assembly. Lineage: Eukaryota; Metazoa; Nematoda; Chromadorea; Rhabditida; Aphelenchoididae.
AUGUCGAAAGAACCUUUAUUGUCAUCAAAUGAUGAUGGGAAUCCCUCUCAAAACCCGGAGUCGGAUAGUUGUAAGGGCGUGCUUGGAAUAUUUUAAAACUGAUAUUUCAAAGAAUCGCUUUUUCAUUAAUUUAAUUUUGUAUAUUUUCAGUCCUCCAGUCCAUCGAAAAAGGUCGGACCUUAUCAUGGAAUGGGAUUACAGUACGAGUACCUGAUCUGAAGGGGAAAAAGGGCGGGUUAUUGGAUUGUUUCAAACGAGGGAAAAAAGAUCUGCAGUAUAGGACGGUCCUCAGAGAUGGUGAGUUUAAUCACUGCCAUAUCUUAUAUCUGAUAUAAAGUUGAAUUAAAAGUCACCCGUAUUUUAGUUUACGGAGUGGCCAAAGCUGGAGAAAUGGUCGCCAUAAUGGGAGGGAGGUACGGGUCUCUAUUAAACAUGGAUAGUAUUGCUUUAGUGGUGCGGGCAAGACAACUCUGAUGAAUCAAUUUGUGAAUAUCGAGCAGAAGGAUAUCGAGAGAUCUGGGGAGAUCAGAGUAAAUGGGCAGGUCCUAUCUGCCAGUCAGAUGCGUCGAAUCAGCGCUUAUGUCCAACAACAUGACGUGUUUGUGGGGAGUCUUACGGUAAAAGAACAGCUAAUGUUCUCAGCCAGAUUGAGAAUGGGAAAGACAAAAAGUAAGGUUGACCGGCAGGAAAAGGUCGAUCAACUUAUUCAUGAUGUGAGUUACAGUUAUUCCCGGUUUUUAUAUUGUCGUAAUCAACCGAUGAGAAUUUAGGACUCUUGUUUCAGUUGAACUUGAUCGAUUGUCAAAAUACAGUGAUCGGAAUCCCCGGCCAAGUGAAGGGGAUCUCGGUGGGAGAAAAGAAAAGAUUGGCGUUUGCCUGCGAACUUCUGAACGAUCCUUCCAUCUUGUUUUGCGACGAGCCGACCUCUGGGUUGGACUCUUUUAUGUCCGAACAAGUCAUCUCUGCCCUCAGGAAGUUUACCUCGGAAACACAUAAAACAGUCGUCUUGACGAUCCAUCAGCCAUCCGAUGAGGUUUUCAAACUUUUUGAUAAGUAAGUUGAUGAUGUAAUUUCUAUGUUUUCUUUUUCAGAGUUUGUUUCAUGGCCCUAGGACAAGUCGCAUUCUUUGGGGAGCCUAGCCAAGUAUGCAAAUUUUGGGUUUCAAUUGCACCAGGGUUUGAAAAGUUGAAGCGAGAGCGACAAUUAAAGGCUGCCGUGUGUGAUUUGGUGCAAGGGGAAGAAGAACUCUUAUGUCCUGACUUCCAUGGGCCUGCAGAACACUCCAUCAGAAUGCUGUCCAAACUCUGUGAUGAUCAGGAACUCAAUGACAUCAGAAUUAAUGUAAGUAUUGACGGAUGAUGAUGUAAUUGCUGAUAAUUAUUUUAUUACAGUAUAUUCGGGAGAGAUUUGAAGCUACAGAUGUGGGAAAAAAGUUGAAGAAAAGGGCGAAAGAAGCUGGAGAAUUGGAAGGAGACAAGAGUCGAGAGAUUCAUGAUGGACAUAGGUGAGGGUUACGGUGUCCAGAUGGACAAUAUCGCAUUUUCAGUUAUGCAGCGAGUUGGUUUACCCAAGUCUUUGUCUUAUUCCAACGGUCAUUCCUUACAACUCUGAGAGAUCCCAUUCUGUUGAAAGUCAGGCUCUUUCAAGUUUUGGUAAGGACAAAAAACAUGAUUUUAGGUCGUGGAUAGCAUGAAUUGAUAAACUAAUAUUAGGUUACGGCCACAGUGAUUGGCAUCGUGAACUGGCAAACGGAAGUGACCGGAUCGACAGUCACCAAUCUGGAGGGUAUACUGUAUAAUUGCCCUAGAGACAUGAACUUUAUGUUUCUUUUUCCAUCCAUUAAUGUGAUCACAAGUGAAUUGCCGAUUAUGAAAAGGGAACAUCGAGGUGGAAUCUACAGUGUCAGUGCUUACUAUAUGGCCAAGAGCUUGGCCGAACUUCCUCAAUACACAGCGCUGCCGGUGCUUUAUUCGAUCAUCGUUUAUUGGAUGAGUGGAUUGGUCAGACAGGGGGUCAAGUUCAUGAUAUUCUCAGCAAUGAACACAUUACUGGCUUGGACAGCGAUCUCUAUUGGUGAGGAGUUUGGAGUGCUGGAUCCAUUGUAAAGCUUUCUUUUUAUAUUACACUUGAUACUUUGACAUUUUUUUCAGCUUAUGCUGGAGCCUGUUUAUUCGGAGUAGAAGACGUCGCUCAAACUUACAUGCCAAUAAUUAUUCUCCCACUACUUGUUUUUGGUGGUUUCUACAUUAACUUUGGAUCGAUUCCAGUCUACUUCAAAUGGCUCUCCUUUGCUUCUUGGUUUAGAUAUGGAUUCGAAGGUCUACAGAUCAAUCAAUGGAGUGAUUUCGGAGAAAUUGGAGGUGGGAUAGUCAUCGUAGAUACUUAAUACUGUUGAAAAAAUUUCAUAAUGCUUUUUUAACAAUUCAGAUUGUGCCCAUCGCAGUGCGGCCGAUCUUCUAAAUCAAUCUGGUGAUGAUUUCUGUCCCGCCACCGACGGAAUCGACCUUCUCCAUCGCCGAGAUAUGGACGAAAACAACCUUUAUCUCGACUUUGGAGCCAUGUUCCUCAUUAUGCUCAUCGCCAGAACCAUUGGCCUCGUCGCUCUUCAGCUGAGAAUGAGAUUUUUGAAAUGA